ACAGCCAAUAGAUGCUGUUGUUGAGUUGGGCUGGGAUUAGCAGAGGCGAAUGAGUUUCAAUUUUAAUGGAUUAGCUACAGAACAAAGAAAGCGGACACACUCCACUGUUAAAGGAAAUAGAAAAAACAGGGGAAAUUGAAAAAUAAUCUCGGCGAUAACGUUUUGCUAGCGAAUUUUGUGCAAUAAUGAUUCAGAUUACAAGGUUUCGAAAACCCGAUAUUAAUGCUAGAUUUUAGAUGGGAAUUCUACCCAACAGUUUCGGUUGGAUUAAACGGGGAAUAACCAUAUUCCGGGAUUGACACAGUAAAACAAUUUAAACGUUGAUGUUGGUAAGAAGAGGAAUGGCACAGAUGAGGAAGUCGGGAUGUGACGGGAUAAGGACUAACUCCCGGGCUGAGCUGCGGGUCCCACAAAUGUCGGCGAGACAAGAGAUCCUCACCAGCCUAGUGUCUGCGCUGGAAUCAGUGUGUACGGCCAUGUCGAAGCUUAACGCCGAAGUGGCUUGCAUCACCGUGCACGAGGACAGCGUGAUCGCCGUGGGAACAGAGAAGGGAAGAGCCUUCCUCAAUUCACAGAUGGAAAUACAAACAGACUUCCACAAGUUUUGCAGGGUGCCCUGUCUACAAGGGCUGACCACAGUGAAUGCCCAUGCCAAAGUCCAGGAGAGUGAAUCCAGCAAGCUUGGCAAAGAGGGCGGGCACGGCAAACAAAGGGCGUCAACAGAUGCCCACUCUAACAUCUUUGUCUUGAGGAAAAUGGUGGAGGAAGUCUUCAGUGUGCUUUACAGUGAGGCUGUUGGGAAGAGCAACAGCCUGGUCCCUGUGCCUUAUGAGUGGAUCCUGAAGGACCCCAGCUGUGUGGUGGCUCACGGCCUGCCUGAGGGGAUCACCCUGAGGAAACCUGCUGAGUAUAACACCAAGACCUUAAUGAAGAUCCUGGAGCAGAGCAACCGCAUCUACUUCACUGUCAAAAGAGGAACAGAGGAGCCCUUGCGCGAGGCUAAGUCCAGUGCCGGCAACGUCAGCAACCACAACUCCUCCUCGGGCACCACCAAGAUUCUAGCCAACCACGGCCCAGCCUCCAAGCCUUCCGCCAUCGCCCAGGAAGCGCCCACUGCGUCAGUCUCGGCCAGCAACUCCAUGCUCUCCAGCUUCCUGUAUGCCAUGCCCAUGUCCUCCCAGCCGCACCCCGACGGCAAGCUGGACCUCAAGCCCACGACCCUCCUCAACCUGGACAAAGACCGGCUGGGGGCCUGGGUGGCAGGGGCGGAGAAAGGGACUGCCGCCAAGGACAGUUCUGACAAUGGACUCCAAGGGGAGUUGGGCCAGAGCCCUCCCAGCAUCCACGUCUCCAAGCGCCUCCUGUUUUCCAUCGUACAUGAGAAGUCAGAAAAAUGGGACUCGUUCAUUCGAGAGACUGAGGACAUCAACACGCUGAGAGAAUGUGUACAGAUCCUGUUCAACAGUCGUUAUGCGGAGGCCCUGGGCUUGGACCACAUGGUUCCAGUGCCGUACCGGAAGAUAGCCUGCGACCCAGAGGCCGUGGAGAUCAUUGGCAUCCCAGACAAAAUCCCCUUCAAGAGGCCCUGUACCUACGGAGUACCCAAACUCAAAUGCAUCCUGGAGGAGCGCCACGGGGUCCGCUUUCUAGUCAAAAGAAUGUUUGACGAAAGGAUUUUCACAGCGGCUGGUAAGGUGGCCAAGGAGGAGGGGAAGCACGACAUUAACUCCACCUUUGAGGACGGUUUCCCUGACAGCCUCCGCAUCCCGUCGGCUGCACUGGAGCUGGUCACCAAUCCUCACAGCAGCAGAUCCACAAGCUCUUGUGUGAGUCUAUUGGCUGAAUGUGAAGCAGGGCCUUCAGGAGAUUGUAUUCCCUUGAAAAAGAUUAAAACGGAGCCCCCAGAUGGAGAAAUCAUCCAGGUGACUGUACCAGAUGCCAGUGUUUCAGUGGAGGAGCGGAGUGAGCCUCAGGCUGACCCGGCUGCAGCAGCAGUGUUGGCGGUGGCCACCCUGGCGCAGGCUGCUCCCCACCGCCCCUUGGAGACCCACGCAGCUGAAGCACUGUCAUCUAAACCAGCUUCGCUGGGCCUCAGAAGAUCUUCUGAAGGAAAUCUAGCUGAGGACAUAGGUGAAAUUAUCCUCCAGCUUCGGAGGCAAGUGGAAAGCCUAUUCAGCACUAAGUAUGCCGAGGCCCUUGGACUACCUGAGUCUGCGAAGGUGCCCUAUUCCAAGUUUCAGAUGUACCCAGACGAGCUGUGUGUCACAGGGCUACCGGAGGGCAUGACUUUCCGUAGGCCCAACUGUUUCGGAGCGGCCAAGCUGCGCAAGAUCCUGGCCGUUGGCAGCCAGAUCCAGUUUGUUAUCAAAAGGCCAGAACUGUUAACGGAUCAAGUCAAGCUAGAACCGCCUCCUCUCCCAUCCUGUGAUUCAGACUUUUUUUCCACAGACCUGGACUCCAAAGAUGCUUUGACUGAAGAUGUAGGGGCUGCAUUGCAGAGACCAAGCUUCCCAGAUAGCUUAGAGGCCAAGCUGUCUAGGAUCGACCUGGCCAACACCCUGAGAGAGCAGGUCCAGGACCUGUUCAACAGGAGGUAUGGGGAGGCACUUGGCAUCAAAUACCCCGUCCAAGUGCCUUACAAGAGGAUCAAGAGCAACCCGGGCUCGGUGAUCAUCGAGGGCCUGCCCCCUGGCAUCCCCUUCAGAAAACCCUGUACCUUUGGCUCGCAGAACCUGGAGAGGAUCCUGGCGGUUGCUGACAAGAUCUGCUUCACAAUCACCAGACCUUUCCAAGGACUCAUUCCUAAACCAGCACCUCGUCGGAUCACUUUAUUGAAGAAGGCCUACGCCUCAAUAAGUGAUGAGGAGGAGGUCAACCGCAUCGGUGAGAAAGUGAUCCUUCGCGAGCAAGUGAAAGAACUCUUCAACCAGAAAUAUGGUGACGCUUUGGGCCUGGACUGCUCUGUCCUGGUCCCAUACAAGGUGAUCCGUGCCAGUCCCGACUCUGUGGAGGUUAGUGGCCUUCCGGACGAUAUUCCCUUCCGAAAUCCCAACACUUACGACAUAGUCCGCCUAGAAAAAAUCCUUCAAGCCCGAGAUGAGAUCAACAUCAACAUCAAAAGCCAGCUACAGCCUUUUGCAGAAAUAUGCACCCAAACAUGUAACACAGAAAAGAGAGAAGUUUCUACCAAUCGACGCAAACGCAAAAGAGUCCUGGAGAGCAGCCGAGUGUCCUUACCCUCUGAGUCAGGGGUAUCAACCAAUCAGAUUCCAGUGAUGCAAUGGCCCAUGUACAUGGUGGACUACAGUGGAGUGAAUGUGCAAGUCCAUGGGAAGGUGAAAUACUAGAAAAGGAAGAAUAUGCUACAGGAUAGAAAUGAGAGGACUUUAUCAAAGCUGUACUUAUAACCACAUCUCCAAGUUUCAGUUUUGCCUGUGUGCUGUUGCUUAAAUACUCUUCUGACUGAAAAUAUAGGUUUGGAUGUGUGUUUUUGAAUGGUGGCGAUUGCUGAUAUUACAUGGCUUGGGUGGAAAGGUGAGGAGGAACUAUAGAAUCUGUGCACAAGUUGUUGCAGGAUGCUUUCUUUUCUUUUGUCUUCCCCCACAAGUACCGAUGGGGCUUUCUUGAUACACCGAUUUCAAAAGUGCUAAAAAAACAAACACUAUUCUAACCGACUGGGGUUAUGUUAUGGCACUAAGCUUAUGGAACUAACAAUUACUGAAGUCCUCACCCUUUUAGAGAAUUUUUGUUAGAUCCAACAUGGAGACUUUCGUUAUGGGGUGUAACUAUGGCACAAAUGUCAAUCUGGUUUUACAACAUUCUGAUAUUUGUAUGAUUAUUUAUUUAUUUAUUUAUUUUGAAGAUUUAAAAAACCCAUCAUGUGCAGGGAUGUAAAUUACAAUGUUCAGUAAUCUAAGUACUGAAUCAAAUGUCUCUACAACACUAACUACUACUGUAUGUAACUCAAAAAGUAUAUAAACUGAAAUAUGUUUGCCUUCAGGUGUGCGUACCGGUAUUCUCUGUGGUAGGAAUAACCCAAGGUGAUAGCACUAUAUCGAAGAAAAAUGUUCAUAUUUUGUAUAACUCUACGUGGCUUUUCUUUUAUCACUGUACUUGUACAUGGAGUUGAGUUUUCUCAACUAGGCUUUUCUUAUGUUUGUAGCACAUCUGCGCUAAGUUGAAAUGUCUCAUUAAGUCAACAUGAAUGUAACGUGUGUAAAAGAAAGAAUGGUCUGUGUUAUCCUGUAGCAACUGUCUCUGGAUUCACCAGUAUUUAUAUACUGUACCUUAAUGCCAUUUAGGCCUUUGAAAUAAAAUGUGUUGCCUUGCACUUUCA
Molecule: messenger RNA, 4336 nt
Organism: Coregonus clupeaformis (lake whitefish)
Lineage: Eukaryota; Metazoa; Chordata; Actinopteri; Salmoniformes; Salmonidae
Product: general transcription factor II-I repeat domain-containing protein 1
Exons: 27
Coding region: 324-3347 (1007 amino acids)
Cellular component (GO): nucleus
Molecular function (GO): DNA-binding transcription factor activity
Source: RefSeq, a predicted model, not a curated record